UGUGUUUUUGUGACGCACGAGUCAGGUGCUCCCUCUAAUAGCGUGAGGAGCUGUCCGUGGUGCUGAGAACAACACUGACUCUGUGAGGCACAGAGAUGCUCAGCUCCCUACAAACCAACUAAUUACAAAGGCGUCACCAUGCUGUCACUCCCAGAGACCUUCACCAGGAGCAAACUCUUCCUCAUUUGUUUUACCAACCUCCCCCUAAUCCUCCUCUUCCUAAAUUCCUCUAGUGUUCAUGGGGUGCCACUCAGAGAGCGCAAACUGUGGGGAAGUGAAUCAGGCUACCAGAGAGGAAGUGUCCCCCUGGCUCCUAACGUUGACAUGAUUAAAGCCUUGGAGUACAUCGAGAGCCUCCGUCAGAGAAGCGGCACAGACUCCCAGCAGCACAGCCCUCUCUCUGCGGGCUACGAUGCCAACCACAUGGAUGAUGCAGAGAAGCUACGUGCAAUGCUGAGACUGGCUUCUAACCCUACGCAGGGUAAAGAUGAAGAUGAGGAAGAAGAGGAAGGAAGGGAGGACAAGAGUGAAGAGCUGCUCCAGGCCGUGCUCAGCACACUCCAGCAGACAGAAAAGGCAUCCAAGCUAGAUUCACUUCACCCAAGUGCAGAAGGAGAAGGCAUAAAGGACAGCGUGUAUCCCAGGGUGCAGCAGAAGCAACAGGGCAUCCCGCUCCACAAGAAGCUGCCGCUAAUGUUCGAGGAUGAGGAGGAGGGUGAGGGGGGUGAGGAAGGGGAGGAUGAGCGGCCAGGUAAAGAGCAUGAGAGCCACUUCAAACGCACCAAUGAGAACGUGGAGGAGAAGUAUACACCUCAGAAUCUGGCAACGCUACAGUCUGUGUUCGACGAAAUGGACAAGCUGACUAGUGCCAAGACCAUGCACAAGCGCCAAGAUGAGGAAGAUGACAUGGAGAAUGAGGACGAGGAGGAGGAAGAGGAUGAUGAUAUGUUUAAGGUGAGGAAUGUGGCGUACGAUGACGUAGGAGGGGACGUCGCACUUGACUGGGGUCCACUGCAAGAACGGGAGGAGGAAGAGGAAGAGGAGGGGGGUGAUAAACAUGAUAUUGACCGAGGGCUUGAUUAUGUUGACGACAAUGACGAAGAAGUGCAUGACGAUGAUGAAGAGGAGGAGGAUGAAGGUUACCCAGUCAAGAGGUCAAACGAUCCAGACGAUGUUGCCAACCUAGUGGACUAUUACCUUCUGAAAGUGCUGGAGAAAACAGAGGAAGAAGAGCAGAAACGAGAGAUAGAGGAAGAGGAGGAGAAGCAGAGGACUGAGAGGAGAGCAGCUCAGACACAGUACAGAGACGACAUAUUCCCACGAACCAUCUACGAGUUCAUUCAGAUCUCCCAAAAAUACCAGAUCCCACCUGAAGACCUGAUGGACAUGCUCAAAACUGGUGAAAUGAUGAAUCAAAUCAAGUCACAAAAGAUGAGCAAAUUAAACAGAGCACAAAACCUGCUCUCUCAGAUAUCCAGCAAGAAGAUACACAAGAUUCCUGAGGCUACAUUCUACAGCAGACGCCUGCCCGACACUCACAAAUCCCCAGAGGAGCUGAGGACAGAGGAAAUCCUCAAAAUCCUGGGGUUAGGGGCCACGGACGACCGAGCUCCUGUCAGAACGCAGAAGCAGUACAAGAGCUCGCUGUCACGACUUCACACUCAGCCUGCGCGAGGUUUGGGGGAAUCCACUCCCACGCAGCGGCGCUUUCCCAGCACAUUAAAGAACAACUACGACAACACCAUGGCUGAGGAUGAGCUGGCAGCGUAUUUGGCAGCUCAGAUGCCGGCACAGUAUCUGAACCCCACGUACAGCAGAAGCAGCAAGUCGAGCCAGAAGCGUGACGAGGCUGGACAGAGCAUGACGGGCUCUUUUGAACAGGCCAUACAAGACUAUUUUGGUCACAUGGACUCAGAUAAAAGCCCGAAUGAAAAGAGACAGUCUGAGGACACCGAGAGGGGAGGGGGCACGCAAAUGCAAGACUUUGAAAAUGAGGCCGUGAUGAAACUGCUGAGCUACCUGAACCCAGAAACUGAAGAAAGUGAUAAAGAUGGGAAAAGUGUCCAGGGAUAUAAAUAAAGCUGUAAAUAUAUAUAUGUAUGUAAGUAUGUAUGUACAGGGAGAGAAUGAUAACAUAAAGAUGCCGUCAAAUUCAGUUAUUAUGUAGGUUUACAAAAGUUAUUUAUUAGCAGAAAUAUGAGUGGUCUGACAUUCAUUGUUAUUCAUUUGAGGUUUGUUUUUUUAAAUGUUCAUCAACAGCACUUAACAUCAAGUACGUGACUCACCAGCCUCACAUUUCAACACACACACACACACACACACACACACACACACACACACACACACACACACACACACAAUCAGUGUUGCAUCCCUAAGAUUCACUUGUGUUUAUCUUUAUUUUUUGUUAAUUGUUUCUCAAAUGUGGCCAUAUGUGACAAAUCUGAGGUGAAUAAAGCAUUGACUUUA
This is a messenger RNA of Hippoglossus stenolepis (Pacific halibut), 2469 nucleotides long. RefSeq names its product secretogranin II a (gene scg2a). The coding region runs from base 139 to 2079 and encodes 646 amino acids. NCBI's taxonomy places the organism in Eukaryota, Metazoa, Chordata, Actinopteri, Pleuronectiformes, Pleuronectidae. The transcript is spliced from 2 exons. The record is from RefSeq and is a predicted model, not a curated record.